Aspergillus niger is the source of this 822-nucleotide messenger RNA. RefSeq lists its product as hypothetical. The transcript is spliced from 6 exons. Bases 1 to 822 code for a protein of 273 amino acids. Lineage: Eukaryota; Fungi; Ascomycota; Eurotiomycetes; Eurotiales; Aspergillaceae. The record is from RefSeq and is a predicted model, not a curated record.
AUGGGCAGAAAGGCCAUUCAUUCCCCGCUCUGUUGUCCAGAAGUGAGGGACCAAGAUGUGUGCCAUCUUCUGCUUCACACACUCGCAGCCAAGGGAGCCAGUAGUAUGUGGCCUGGUCAUGACAAAUGCCAAAGAGCGUUUGGUCUGCCUGUUCCUUUCGGGAUGAACGGCGGAGUGUACGCUGAAGCUAAAAUCUCAAAUUCGCGCCUAAUGUGGUUCAGCGUAGUUUCUGGUGCUGUCAAGGGUCGAAGCAGGAGACAAGUAAAUGCAGCUGCAGCAUCAUCCCCAUCCCCCAGACUCCUCGAGCCAAUCCUCGGUUCUCCGCAGCGCAUCUCAACAUUCAGGCCCCUCUCCAUCGGCCCUGGGCACCAAAUGGAGAGACUUACUGACACUGACUCACGAUUAAUACUCCGAUACUCCGGUAAUUGCGAGCAAUCCAGCACUAUCCUGACAGCUGCCUCUUCGCCGAUCGACCGAAGUGGACUGCCCACCGAUGGUCACAUUCUUCGUCCACUGCCGUUGUCGGUGCUGAAUCCGACGAAAUGUUUGCCCGUUUUCGCGACCAGGUUUGGUCCUAUAGUCGUCGAUCUUCACCCGGAUCGGCACCGUCGGUGGCUCCUCUGCGCCCUUGCUGGCCAAGGCAGGCAAGUUCGCACCGCCGAGGUCUGUCUCUCUCCAUUUAUCCAUCCGCUCUCCCAGUAUCGGCCACAGCCAGUUGAAGGUGUGUCAAUGCUUGUGCGUGGUAUUACUGACGCCAUUUUGAUCACGAUCCCCGUCUUUCUGCUGACCGCUUGCAUUGGAGAGCGCCAGGGAUGGAGAUAA